Molecule: messenger RNA, 2658 nt
Organism: Lytechinus variegatus (green sea urchin)
Lineage: Eukaryota; Metazoa; Echinodermata; Echinoidea; Temnopleuroida; Toxopneustidae
Product: 6-phosphofructo-2-kinase/fructose-2,6-bisphosphatase-like
Exons: 16
Coding region: 57-1502 (481 amino acids)
Biological process (GO): fructose 2,6-bisphosphate metabolic process; fructose metabolic process
Cellular component (GO): cytosol
Molecular function (GO): 6-phosphofructo-2-kinase activity; ATP binding; fructose-2,6-bisphosphate 2-phosphatase activity
Source: RefSeq, a predicted model, not a curated record
CAAUAUCUUACGUGCAACUUAUCACACGAUAAACGUCGCGAGAAAUUCAUCAGAAAAUGGCCCAGAAAAAAACAAAUUUUGUUGGGAUUCCAAGAGAUAUUGAUUCUGACGAUGAUGGAGAUGAUGACGAAGUUGGAAAGACGGAAUUGCGAAGAAUUGGAAAAACACCUUCCCAACGAUUAUGGCACUUUUCUGGCCCAGCUCACAUGCCAAGCCUUCACAAACCCCAUGCAGUGAUCGUAAUGGUUGGGUUGCCUGCUAGAGGGAAGACAUAUAUCGCCAAGAAACUUUCCAGAUACCUGAAUUGGAUUGGUAUCAAUACUAAAGUGUUCAAUGUCGGUGAGUACAGGCGAAAGGCUGUGGGAGGAAAGAGUCCUCACGACUUCUUUAGGCCAGAUAAUGAAGAAGCGCAACAAGUAAGAUUGCAAUGUGCCAAAGAAGCCCUGGAAGAUAUGGCAAACUGGUUAGAGGAGGAUGGGGAAGUAGCGGUAUUUGAUGCAACCAAUACUACACGGGACAGAAGAAAAAUCAUCCUUGAUUUCUUAGGAGAGAGGCAGAUCAAGUGUUUCUUUGUGGAAUCGGUUUGUGAUGAUCCCGAGACUAUACAGUCAAACAUCAGGGAGGUGAAACUGAAUAGUCCUGACUACUAUGACAUCAACAAAGAGAAAGCAAUCAAAGACUUCUUACAGAGAAUAGAACACUAUAAGGAGACGUAUCAAUCGCUCUCAGAUGACCAUGAUAGAAAUUUGUCCUACAUCAAGAUCAUCAAUGUUGGGGAUCGUUUUCUUGUAAACAAAGUCAGUGGUCAUAUUCAAAGCAGGGUAGUCUACUAUCUCAUGAAUAUUCAUAUCAUCCCAAGAACCAUCUACCUGACAAGGCAUGGUGAGAGCAAGCACAAUCAGAAGGGUCGGAUCGGUGGCGAUGCCAACCUAUCUGAGAGGGGAUGGGCGUAUUCUAAGGCUCUAGGAGAAUACAUGUCAUCACAGAACCUUCAGGAUCUCAAGGUCUGGACCAGUCGUCUCAAGAGGACCGUCCAGACGGCAUCCAGCAUUGACGUCGCCAUUGAGCAGUGGAAGAGCUUAGAUGAACUCGAUGCUGGUGUUUGUGAUGGCCUGACAUAUGAAGAGAUCCAGGCAAGACAUCCAGAAGAGUUUGCUUUGAGAGAUCAAGACAAGUUCCAUUAUAGGUACCCAAUGGGAGAGUCAUACCAAGAUCUUGUAGCCAGGCUAGAGCCAGUUAUCAUGGAGUUGGAGAGACAGAAGAAUGUACUAGUAAUCUGUCAUCAAGGAGUCAUGAGAUGUCUUCUAGCAUACUUCCUUGACAAAAACUCAGAGGAACUUCCAUACCUGAAGUGUCCACUGCACACAGUCAUAAAACUCACUCCUGUGGCAUAUGGUUGUCGGGUAGAAACUGUGACGUUAAACAUCCCAGCAGUAGAUACGCACAGACCUAAACCUGAAAAUAUCUUACCCAUUCCAAAGGCGGUUCCAGAAAAUCAGUGACCCACGAGGCUUCCUCAAAUAGGCAACAGGAGAUCAAAACUACCUUUAUAAAGGGGUUAGGUUUCACCCUCUCAGCUAGUUCUUCCUGGGUCUUGUGACAAUACAGCAACAUCCUUCAUCCUCCUUGUUCGUGAUGCUCCUAAGAACAUGUAUAGACUUUAAAAUUUGACUCCAGCCAAAAGAUUGAAAAUGACAAACAAAUUCCCUCGAAAUUUCCAAGUAACUUUAUUUGGCCAAAUUAAUGAGACCCUGUAAGGCCUCGAUGUGAAAGAAGGUUAAGAUAUGGCCAAUGAUUUAUCAUUUAUAAAAAGGGUCACUUAAAAUGUUUUUCUCAUCGGUAUGGAGAUAUGUGAAAAUUUUCUUUGUUCUCUCUCUUCUUGACAUUCAAUCCCAUCAUGCUGCAUCACCUACUAUGGCAUAUACAACAAAAAUUUUAGCAUUGCAAGUGAAACAGAACAAGUAAACAAGUGAAAUUUCAUGAUUGUGAUUAAAGAAUACUUUCAUGUAACAAAAAAAAUGUAUUUGAAAAGUAAUUUUGUCUAUUGAUAUUUUUAUAUGAGAAUCAAUUUUUGAGGGAAACUAAACCCCAAGGAGCUCUAGUGAACAACUGAUUUUCCAUAGACCAUACAAUAAACAUUUCCUUUCCUAAGCAAAUAUUGUUAUAUGAAUGUUAUUUAGAUUAGAAGAAAAUAAUUAAUGUCUAUUGGGUAUAUAUUAUUAGACUAUAUGAUCAAAAUGUUGCACUAUGUGUAAAGGAUCCAGGGACUAUAUGAGUAGUUCAGGUCUUGGGCUGUGGCUUUAAGAUAUGACUGAUCCAUUCCAGCUUUAAGAAAUUAUAGACCAAUCCUAUUUCAGAAAAUUGAUUUUAACUGUUAAGCUAACCAUCCCUGACCUCAAAAUUCCAUCAGUCUUGUAAAUUAUAAGUUGGGAACUAUCUUAGUGCUCUUUUGAAAUGUCUCUCUAUUUUUUCAGAUUAAUUUUCAUAACCUAUGUGAACAACCUUUUUCUAAUAAUAUGUAGAAAUGAUGAUGAUAAGUGCAAUGAAUUGAGGCUGUAUUUGUGUUUUGAUGUGUGCACUCAGGGUUCACAAUAUUCUCCCUAAUUGAACUCAAGAUUUCACACUGACUAGAUAUUUUCUUUUGUAAUCCUCUUGAUU